AUGCAGUUGAUGCGGCCGCAGCAGUGUGGUGCUGUGAAUGUGGAGAUGGACUGUGCUUCCUCAGUGGACAUGAGCAAGGUGAAUCAACCUCUGAAAAUAGGACAGGGGUCCUCAAAGUGUGUGGGCCCGGGUCCCUAAAUGUGUUUUGUGAAGUGUGUAGUAACUAAAUAAUGAUGCCUAUUAUGCUGUGAGAACAAGGAGUCCGCUUACACUGUACUUUGAUUAUAAAGGUUUAUUAUAUCAAAAGAUUUCAGCGUCAAUUUACAGACUUCUGCAGGCAUCUGGAGAACAACGGACCCGAUCUAAUAUGUUGUUACUCCCCGUCCUUUGUUUUAAUCAUGGUAUUUAUAAUCUGCGACAUGAUAUGGGUGGUUUCACCUACAGACCAAUCCCAUGACUCCACACAACAGACUUCCUCUGUUUUAGGGUGCCCCUAUAGAACUGCUCUCCAGAUGCUUCCCUAAGCUGAAUCAACAUCCUCUAAGAUACCAUUGGCAAACGUUAGCAAAGUCAUAAAUUGCUUAGACACUACAAGUGGUACUAUACUUUUGACUAAAACGAUGUGUGUAUAUUUGUGUAUGUCAGGUGGAGGUGCUUCAGAACCAGAUCACCACCAGCACCACAGAGGUGAAGACCUCUCAGUCUCAGGUGACCGACCUGAAGAGGACCUUCCAGAGCCUGGAGAUUUGAACUGCAUGGCCUGCUCACUCAGGUAUGAUGUCAAACCAUCUUAGUGAAUCAGAAUCGCUAAACAUAUAGCAUUUGUCUUUACCCUAUCUCUGUUCCUAAAAUAUGGAAUUCCUGUAGGUGUUAAAGGAACAUUACACUCCAAAAUCAAAGUUUGUUAGAUGUUUUCAGACCUCCACUGUGGUCUAAUGUCAAGGUGUUCUAACUCCUUUAUGCGCACCAAUCUAACUAUCUCUACGCUUCUUCAUCUCCCUGUUUAUCAAUUUCUACUUCCCUCUCCUUUCUUCCUUCUCCAUCUUCUUCAUCCCUUACAAACAUAAACACAUUCCUAGAAGGGGUACCUGGAGCAGAGCGUCACUGAUAUAAACGGUCGCUAUGGCUCCCAGCUGAGCCAGCUGCAGGUUCAUAUCAACAGCAUGGAGGAGGAGCUGCAGCAGCUCAACGUCAGCAUCCAGCAGCAGGCCUCCGAGUACCAGAUCCUCCUGGACAUCAAGAUGAGGCUGGAGAUGGAGAUCGCUGAGUACAGUAGGCUGCUGGAUGGAGAGGGACUCAGGUGAGAGGGGAUAAUGGAGAGGAGGAAAGAGAGGGAGGGGGAAGGGGGGAUAGCGAGAUGGGGGAAUGGAAAGAGCAGAGAGAGUAGAGGGAGUGGGAAGGGGAGAUAGCGAGAUGGGGGAAGGGAAAGAGCAGAGAGAGUAGAGGGAGGAUGAAGAUUGAGCAAAUUGGAGUAAUAAAGUUGAAGUCAGAAGUUUACAUUCACCUUAGCCAAAUACAUUUAAACUCAGUUUUUCACAAUUCCUGACAUUUAAUCCUAGUAAGAAUUCCCUGUCUUAGGUCAGUUAGGAUCAUCACUUUUUUUUAAAAAUGUUAAAUGUCAAAAUAAUAGUAGAGAGUAUGAUUUAUUUCAGCUUUUAUUUAUUUAAUCACAUUCCCAGCUUCCCACAAUAAGUUGGGUGAAUUUUGGACCAUUCCUCCUGACAGAGCUGGUGUAACUGAGUCAGGUUUGUAGGCCUCCUUGCUCGCACACACUUUUUCAGUUCUGCCCACAAAUGUUCUAUAGGAUUGAGGUCAGGGCUCUGAGAUGGCCACUCCAGUACCUUGACAUUGUUGUCAAGGUACUGGAGUAUGCUUGGGGUCAUUGUCCAUUUGGAAGACCUUUUUGCGACCAAGCUUUAACUUCCUGACUGAUGUCUUGAUAUGUUGCUUCAAUAUAUCCAUAUAAUUGUCCUUCCUCAUGAUGACAUCUAUUUUGCAUGAUGCUGCCACCCCCGUGCUUCACGGUUGGGAUGGUCUUCUUUGGCUUGCAAGCCACCAUCAUUUUCCUCCAAACAUAACGAUGGUCAUUAUGGCCAAACAGUUCUAUUUUUGUUUCAUCAGACCAGAGGACAUUUCUCCAAAAAGUACGAUCUUUGUCCCAAUGUGCAGUUGCAAACCGUAGUCUGGCUGUUUUAUGGAGGUUUUGGAGCAGUGGCUUCUUCCUUGCUGAGCGGCCUUUCAGGUUAUGUCGAUAUAGGACUCGUUUUACUGUGGAUAUAGAUACUUUUGUACCUGUUUCCUCCAGCAUCUUCACAAGGUCCUUUGCUGUUGUUCUGGGAUUGAUUUACACUUUUCGCACCAAAGUACGUUCAUCUCUAGGAGACAGAACGCAUCUCCUUCCUGAGUGGUAUGACGGCUGCAUGGUCCCAUGGUGUUUAUACUUGCGUACUAUUGUUUGUACAGAUGAACGUAGCACCUUCAGGCGUUAGAAUGUGUUUUUCCUGUUGUUCCAUUCGUUGCCACCAAGUGGCAUUUCUCUCAUUUAAACAUCUUUGGCCAGCCCAAUUAAAAGUGGAAACAGAUUAUUACAGUUACAUAAGUGACAUCAGGGAAAAUAUUACUUGCAUCAUCAGCCAUUAUAAAGCUAUUUUAGCUCCAUUGUAAACUCCCAGGAUCACAAGCAAUGUACGUUCUCUGUACUCUAUGACGGGUUUAAAUUCAUGUUCUGUAGGUCUACGACACCGACGCUGGAUGAUACAUUUGGCUGUUGAUAAAAUCUAGAUGUCAAUGCAUUUCAGGACACUGAUAUCAUAAUUGUGGGUGUGUUGUUGUCCUCUAAAAAGCUGAAAGAAACAUCUUUACAGCAGUGGCGGUCGUGCCGUUUAAGAUGAGGGAGGACAACAAUAUUUUUAAUGAGCAUGGCCUUAUUUCUAUUACAGCAUAUUGGAUGACUGUCAUUCAUAUUCCAUUCACCAAGUUCAAUGUAACAACGAUAGGUUUAGGGUUCUACAUGAUGCUCGAAUUUACAACAAAAAAUACAACGAAAUACAUCUCUCUCCCUCUCAUUUUGAAGAAAGCAGUGCUAGCUAGCUGUUGCUAAUGCUUUCAGUACUAGAUUCAUUCUCUGAUCCUUUGAUUCGGUGGACAACAUUUCAGUUCAUGCUGCAAGAUCUCUGAUAGGUUAGAGGAAAUCCUCUGGAAGUUGUCAUGAUUACUGUAUAAGUCUAUGGAAAGGGGUGAAAACCACGAGCCUCCUAGGUUUUGUAUUGAAGUCAACGUACCCAAAGGAGGACGGAAACUACAGUUGAAGUCGGAAGUUUACAUACAGUUAGGUUGGAGUCAUUAAAACUUGUUUUUCAACCACUCCACACAUUUUUUGUUAACAAACUAUAGUUUUGGCAAGUCGGUUAGGACAUCUACUUUGUGCAUGACACAAUAUUUUUUCAACAAUUGUUUACAGACAGAUUAUUUCACUUAUAAUUCACUGUAUCACAAUUCCAGUGGGUCAGAAGUUUACAUACACUAAGUUGACUGUGCCUUUAAACAGAUUGGGAAAUUCCAGAAAAUGAUGUCAUGGCUUUAGAAGCUUCUGAUAGGCUAAUUGACAUCAUGUUAGUCAAUUGGAGGUGUACCUGUGGAUGUAUUUCAAGGCCUACCUUCAAAGUCAGUGCCUCUUUGCUUGACAUCAUGAGAAAAUCAAAAGAAAUCAGUCAAGACCUCAGUCUAAAAAUUGUAGACCUCCACAAGUCUGGUUCAACCUUGGGAGCAAUUUCCAAACACCUGAAGGUACCACGUUCAUCUGUACAAACAAUAGUACGCAAGUAUAAACACCAUGGGACCACGCAGCUGUCAUACCGCUCAGGAAGGAGACGCGUUCUGUCUCCUAGAGAUUAACGUACUUUGGUGCAAAUCAAUCCUAGAACAACAGCAAAGGACCUUGUGAAGAUGCUGGAGGAAACAGGUACAAAAGUAUCUAUAUCCACAGUAAAACGAGCCCUAUAUCGACAUACUUUUUGGAGAAAUGUCCUCUGGUCUGAUGAAACCAAAAUAGAACUGUUUGGCCAUAAUGACCAUCGCUAUGUUUGGAGGAAAAAGGUGGUGGCUUGCAAGCCAAAGAACACCAUCCCAAACGUGAAGCACGGGGGUGGCAGCAUCAUGCUGUGGGGGUGCUUUGCUACAGGAGGUACUGGUGCACUUCACAAAAUAGAUGGCAUCAUGAGGAAGGAAAAUUAUGUGGAUAUAUUGAAGCAACAUCUCAAGACAUCAUUCAGGAAGUUAAAGCUUGGUCGCAAAUGGAUCUUCCAAAUGGACAAUGACCCCAAGCAUACUUCCCAAGUUGUGGCAAAAUGGCUUAAGGACAACACAGUCAUGGUAUUGGAGUGGCCAUCACAAAGCCCUGACCUCAAUCCUAUAGAACAUUUGUGGGCAGAACUGAAAAAGCAUGUGCGAGCAAGGAGGCCUACAAACCUGACUCAGUUACACCAGCUCUGUCAGGAGGAAUGUGCCAAAAUUCACCCAACUUAUUGUGGGAAGCUUGUGGAAGGCUACCUGAAACGAUUUACUCAAGUUAAACAAUUUAAAGGCAAUGCUAGCAAAUACUAAUUGAGUUUAUGUAACCUUCUGACCCACUGGUAAUGUGAUGAAAGAAAUAAAAGCUGAAAUAAAUCAUUCUCUCUACUAUUAUUCUGCCAUUUCACAUUCUUAAAAUAAAGUGGUGAUCCUAACUGACCUAAGACAGGCAAUUUUUACUAGGAUUAAAUGUCAGGAAUUGUGAAAAACUGAGUUUAAAUGUAUUUGGCUAAGGUGUAUGUAAACUUCCGACUUCAACUGUAUGUCCAUUACAUGAAAUCCCAAUAAAAAUCCAUUUAAUUUGUAGAUUGAAAUGCAACAAAAUAGGAAAAAACGCCAAGGGGGAUGAAUACUUUUGCAAGGCAGUGUAGAGUAUCAAGUUGGUAUACAGUAUCACUGAUACGAUCAUGGUAUUAACUCUCCACUCACCACUGACAACAAAGAGCUGACCCAGCACCUGAGUGCCUUGCGGGAGAGCCAAUCACAGCUCAAAUCAGAGAUAAGACCCACCUUACACUUUCCCCACUAUCCACAACUCAUUACCCUCCAAUGAGCUAUCAAUAACAAGUAGGAUAAAGUUGCUCUUAACACUGAUCUAAGGUCGGUUUUUGGAUUUCCCCCCUUAUUUUUAAGGCAAGGAUUUGAGGAGGCUGAGCUGAUCCUAGAUAUGUCCCUCAAGGCAAGCUUGUACGUAACCUCGGUAGCAGUGUGUAUUUAACUGACCUCUGGCACUCCCUGGCUGCAAAUAAACUACCUGCAAGACAAGUACUCAGAGUGCGAGGACAUGCUACGGGAGGCCAGAGAGGACAUUAAGAACCUGCGCAAAAAGAGCCUGCCCAACAGCACGGUGUAGCGCUAAAUCAAAUCAAAUCAAGUCUAAAAAAAAAUUUCACAUACACGUGUUUAGCAGAUGUUAUUGCGGGUGUAGCGAAAUGCUUGUGCUUCUAGAUCCGACAGUGCAAUAAUAUCUAUCAAGUAAUAUCUAACAAUUUCACAACAUAUACCCAAUACACACAAAUGGAAUGGAAUUCAAUAGUAUUUUCAAUGACAUAGCGGCAUGGACUAAGAAACAGUAGACUAUUAUAGAAUACAGUAUAUACAUAUGAGAUGAGUAAUGCAAGAUAUGUAAACAUUAUUAAAGUGACUAGUGUUCCAUUUCUUAAAGUGGCCAGUGAUUUCAAUAGGCAGCAGCAGCCUCUAAUGUGCUAGUGAGGGCUAUUUAACAGUCUGAUGGCCUUGAGAUAGAAGCUGUUUUUCAUUCUCUCGGUCCCAGCUUUGAUGCACCUGUAUUGACCUCGCCUUCUGGAUGAUAGCGGGUUGAACAGGCAGUGACUUGGGUGGUUAAUGUCCUUGAUGAUCUUUUUGGCCUUCCUGUGACAUCGGGUGCUGUAGGUGUCCUGGAGGGCGGGUAGUUUGCCCCCGGUAAUGUGUUCGGCAGACCGCACCACCCUCUGGAGAGCCCUGAGGUUGCGGGUGGUGCAGUUGUCGUACCAAGAGGUGAUACAGCCCGACAGGAUGCUCUCAAUUGUGCAUCUGUAAAAGUUUGUGAGGGUUUUAGGUGCCAAGCCAAAUUUCUUCAGCCUCCUGAGGAUGGAGAGGCUCUGUUGUGCCUUCUUCACCACACUGUCUGCGUGGGUGGACCAUUUCAGUUUGUCAGUGAUGUGUAUGCCAAGGAACUUGAAGUUUUCCACCUUCUCCACUGCGGUCCCGUCGAUGUGGAUAGGGGGGUGCACCCUCUGCUGUUUCCUGAAGUCCACGAUCAUCUCCUUUGUUUUUGGGGGCGGUGUUGGCUGGGCGUUGCACCCAGUGGCGGCUCCUGAACAAAUUCUCAGGGAGGGCAAUUUUUCUGAUGAUUUAGGUGACCUACACACAUUUUUAAAAAGAUAUGUCCAGCAACAACAUGAAGACAGGGGCAGCAUAUAAGUCAAUACCAGAAGCAUUUAUUGACUGAUCUCAAAAGUGUUGGCUUACAAAAGCAAAAUAAGUUAUCACAGUAAAAAUAAUCAAGGGUGUUCUUUCACAUUCCUCAACACUGCAUAAACAAUAUGCAUUUCCAUAAACAAAUGAAAUAUCAGCUGAAAAUACAGCAUCUUGGUAUUUGUUCAGAUUGCAGGAUCAACAAGAGCUUUUACCACAUUUUUUGAUAUCUGUUUAAUCUUACCUUAUGGCCUGCACUUGCUUGUGAAGCUGUCGAGGGCACGUUUGAUAGAGACAGCAUCGAUGUCCUUCUUCUGUAGCUUCUGGUACAGAAUGUCGACGUGGGGCAUGAUUUUGUGAAAAAGCCGCAGGAAAAAAAUUAAAUCUUCAUCAUGUAGUAUCCUCACGUAGCCAGCUGCCUCUCUCAAGGUGUGCUGGUCAAAUGAACCCAAUGAACCCGUCCGGAUGGCUUCAAAACAUUAUAUGAGGUCGUCUCGAUUCUCGUAGACAGUGUUCACGACUCUGCUGUUGCUAACCUCAUCGUUGUGGCGGCGGACAGCUAGCCUGUAUCCCUCAUCCAGUUGAGUGGCAAUAUUCACUCUCCCAAAAGCAGACAAUCUCAAACAGCUAUAUGUGGGUCUUUGACAGCUAAUUUUUCUUAAUCUUUUCUGAAAGAUGGUGCAUGUCGGUUACACCAGUCGCUGUCCAAGCGGUGCUGUCUGCUGUGCCGCCUUCAGGGUGGAAGAGUAAGCAGGGGUAGCAAAAAACUGCAUUAGCUACAUCGCAGCCUGCUAGCCAGGUUUUCCGUUCAUACCAAUUUUUGGAAAAUCCUCGGGUGUAGGACUUCCCCCCUUUAGUAGACACCUGUUGAAUUAUUAAAUUUGGUCUGGGGGGUCCUAAUUGUUUCGUUGCCAAUUUAUCUUCAUUUGUUCGCCGACAAAAAGGAACUUCUUUCAAAGACACAAUCGAGUUGGACUGAAGCCUAGCCAUUUUGAUAGUAGUAGUGAAUUGAAUGAGGCUGCUACCUGGUCUUUUCUUAGUUACGUUCAUUCGUGGUUACGUUAUGUAUGACGAAAGCGCGUAAGUGCAAGCCCACAGACACCCAUAGAGAAUGUAUUGAAAGCUUUGAAAUGUGACAAAACUAGAUUUUACAUGGGAGUCUAUGACAGACUUCUGGGCGAUUUUCAACCUGACUGAAAUCGCCCAAAAAACGGGCGGGGCCAUUUGAAGCACGACUUUAGCCUGAUUUGACAUUUAGUGGCUGGCAGAUCAGACGUGAACACUGAUAACUGCUGUUGCCGUGAUAUAAUUUUUUAUAAAUGUAUAAAAAAAAAAUAUUUUUUUUUUUUUUUUUUUUUUUUAAAUAAUUGAUUAGAAAAAAAAUCCCUUCCUUUUCCCGUUUGGCAGUGCGUCGCCCAUAUCGCCCUAUUGAACAAGCCGUCCCUGGUUGCACCCCCCUAUCCACAUUGAUGGGACUGGAGGUGGCGGUGACUCCCUGGCAGCAGAGAUAGAGGGCACCUUCCGCAAGGGCUUGGACGUCCCUGCCCCCUCCAAGUACAAGUGAGUGAUGAUGUCAAUGUGAAAGCAUGAAACACCGUUGACAAUGUGCUUUUUCCAACCUGUUAAGCUCAGUCGAAUGACAAUACCGGUAUGUCAGUUAUGUGCCAAAGGUGAAAUGUUACCAAUUACGUUUGAUUGAACAAAAACCGCAUGACAUAACAAGCACAUCUAUUGAUCCAAAAUAUAGAAUAUGUCAAAUACAAUGUUUAAAAUCUAAUAUUCAAGCACAAAUACACUGACAUAAACAUAUACAUGUUAGACUUAUUAACGGGCACUUCAUCACCACCACUAAUCUAUAUGGUUUAUCUAUGGUUGCCAAAGGAACCACCCGUGGAGCGUGUUUGAGACGGUGAAGGUGGUGAACCAAGCGUCGAGGCUGCGGUCGCGGUGCCACUCCCCCGGCCAGGUACCCGGCUCCAGCCCCAUGUCGCUGCACUCCAGCCGCGCCUCCACCCCCCGUACCAGCUACUACGGCUCAGACAGCACCAGCCUCACCUUGGAGGACAAACCACCUAGUGCCAUAUCGAGGCUGGCAGAGGUGUAUAGGUGGGACAACAGGUGAGACUGGCAACAGUGUAUAUGUGUGAAUUACAUUAACUCUCAUACAGAAUCUACACAGACAGAUACACAGAGUAUUUCCUUUUCAAAUUAAAUAAAAUCCAAUUGUAUUUGUCACAUGCUUUGCAGACAACAGGCGUAGACAAACAGUGAAAUAUUAGUAUAUUAAUGGACUUCUGUCACUCGUACAUGUUCAAACAUACAGCUUCUAUUUCUCUGGUCUAUGUCUACUAAUAACAGCAGUGCAUUUGUAUUCAAAACCUAUUCUACCUCUACUCUGAGUGUUAGUGCAUCAACAAUGUAUAGUAUAUCACUAACCUUCCUUUAUCUCUCUCUGAUCUCAGUGUUAGUGGCCCUAAGCGUCUGGGCAUACCUGGAGGCCAGGACCUAAAAGCCGCACUCCACUGUUUAUCUGACCGCCAACAGAGCCAUGCCUCAAGGCUCCCCUUCUUUGAGGGGACAGCCUGGUGUCCAGCUCGGUGGCUUCGACAGGCACCAUCUACUCCAAUGGCAGCUGGCUGCACUCCUCAGCCGGAUCGGGGGGCUUACGCUCCAACCUACCCGAUCGCCUGCAGAUUGUCAAGCCCCUGGAAGGUGAGGAGUGA
Messenger RNA from Coregonus sp. 'balchen', 9149 nucleotides. Lineage: Eukaryota; Metazoa; Chordata; Actinopteri; Salmoniformes; Salmonidae. The record is from the annotation of a GenBank genome assembly.